Molecule: messenger RNA, 1633 nt
Organism: Theobroma umbraticum
Lineage: Eukaryota; Viridiplantae; Streptophyta; Magnoliopsida; Malvales; Malvaceae
Product: BEL1-like homeodomain protein 8
Biological process (GO): regulation of DNA-templated transcription
Molecular function (GO): DNA binding
Source: RefSeq, a predicted model, not a curated record
GCAGAAGAUACAAGCUAUAUCAUCAACAGAUGCAAAUGGCAGUUUCUUCUUUUGAAUCAGUAGCUGGUCUUAACGCUGCCACCCCUUAUAUUUCCUUGGCUCUCAAGACAGUUACAAGGAACUUUCGGUGUCUAAGGAAUGCUAUUUCAGAUCAGAUCAGGCACAUAUCUAGAGCCCUGGGGGAGGACUUAUUGUCCGCAACUACCGGUACUAGCAGCAGCAAAGGUGAUAUAAAUAUGUCUAGACUAAAGUAUGUGGGUCAGAAAUCUGGUGGGGUUAACAUGGGCUUCCUUGAACCCCAACAACACGGCUGGAGGCCCCAGAGAGGCCUACCGGAACGUUCGGUGGCUAUUCUAAGAGCUUGGCUCUUUGAGCAUUUUCUUCAUCCGUACCCCACAGACACAGAUAAGCACAUGUUGGCUACUCAAACAGGUCUUUCUCGAAAUCAGGUGUCUAAUUGGUUCAUCAACGCACGAGUUCGUGUUUGGAAACCAAUGGUGGAAGAAAUACACAUGCUUGAAAGCAAAGGCUUGGCAGAAGGCCAGAACUCUAGCAAAAAUGAUGGAAAAUCUGGUGAAGGAGGUCCUAGCCGGCCUAAUGAAGACCAAUCUAUCAACAGGUCAUGUAUAAACGUGCUGUUUGACAAGCAGAUGGCUUGCGCAGAUAUGCAUGUCGAAGGCAUUACUGGAGAUGCACAUGAAGAACAUUGGAAUCAUGAGAAACGCUCAAGGAUGGAUUUUCAUAUCCCAACAAGCAUGGAGGGUUCAUUGAUGGGUUUCGCACCAUACCAGCCAAGCAGGCUUGAGAUGGGUGGCCUUGGAGCUGUGUCCCUUACCUUGGGACUUAGGCAUGGUGUAGAAAGCUCACAACAGCAGCAACAACAAUAUCAACGACAGGAGGAUCAGCUUAGGCAGCAAUUCGGUGGUCAAAUGAUUCAUGACUUUGCCGGUUGAGUUUAUAAUGGUCUUUCCUUGUGACAAUUUUCCAAAAUUUGGCAAGGAAAAUCCUGCUAACACACAGUCGCAGGUAACCUUGACAGUAUUUGUUGCUCAUGCUAAAAUGUUGAAUGUAGGAGAUGGCACCAUGCACUAAUUGGUGCUUGUUUUAGUUAGGAGGCGGGAGCCAUUCAUGUUGAUGUGGUACUGGUACCUUCGAAACGGGCAGGAAUAAAAUGUUUGGGGUCUGAUUUGCAAUGCCAGUUGUGGGAAGAGGUUUGGAUUUGUCUUGGUAGGAUUUUAGGUAAUCACAAUUGUAUAGGACUUGUUCUGUUUGAGGGUAAGAAAGAUUUGACAUCCAAGAUUCAUCAAUAAGUUGGCACCUGCAGGAAUUUUGUUUUUGGAAAUCAUCUCGGCCCUUGUUUUGCCUGAUAAACAAGAGAUGCCGAAAGAAUUUAUCGGAAUGAAAUCUGUGCACGUUGAUUACUUCUGGAGCCCAAAUUUCUUGGUCGUUGAUAUUGUUGUUAACUGCUACAUGAACUGGUUGAUGGAGAAUGGGGAAUUGCCAGUGAAAUAUAUGCAAUUUUAGGCCACUUCUUUAACUGGACAUUUGCAAGUUUUCCUUUGAAUUAUUUAUCUAAUUUCUGAUAGUGGGUGCUGCUCGUCAAUGUCUAAAAUGGCCCACACUCGAAGUUCCU